This is a messenger RNA of Lithohypha guttulata, 3312 nucleotides long. It is a transcript of the gene GSH1, whose product is annotated as glutamate--cysteine ligase. The coding region runs from base 1 to 3312 and encodes 1103 amino acids. Lineage: Eukaryota; Fungi; Ascomycota; Eurotiomycetes; Chaetothyriales; Trichomeriaceae. The record is from RefSeq and is a predicted model, not a curated record. Gene Ontology annotation, cellular component: glutamate-cysteine ligase complex. The transcript has 2 exons. Gene Ontology annotation, biological process: glutathione biosynthetic process. Gene Ontology annotation, molecular function: glutamate-cysteine ligase activity; protein binding.
AUGGGUCUACUACAGCUUGGCACUCCCCUCGGCUGGGACAAAGCCAAAGAUGCUGCUGGUCAAGUAAGAGAGUGGGGAAUCGAGCAGCUGCUAACGAUAUGGCGGAAGAACAAGGACAAAGAAAGAGCGAUGCUGUUGUGGGGUGACGAAAUCGAGUAUCUUGUUGUUGAACUUGACCAAGAGCAGCAGAAGGCAAGACUUUCACUCAGCCAAGCAGAAGUCUUACAAGCGUUAUCGGAAGAUAAGGAGCUUCAGAAACAUGGUCCUAUCGUACCUGACUACCAAGGUGGUGAAGUGGUCAAAAACCAAGCUACGUUACCUACCUUCCAUCCAGAAUUUGGUCGUUUUAUGCUAGAAGCAACGCCAGGAAAACCGUGGAGUAUCGAUUUCAAGGAUCUCCUUGAGGUGGAAGAGGAUAUGAAACUACGAAGAGUUAUCGCAAAGCAACAUAUGGGCAAGGGUCAAUAUCCAGUAACUUUGACAACCUUUCCUCGACUUGGCACAAAAGACGACUUUAUCACGCCAUAUUAUCCUCCCUCAGGUCCUGCCCUACGAUCACAAUUCGUGCCGGAUGAAAUUGCUAAUCCGCAUAUCAGAUUUCCUACACUUGCUGCAAACAUUCGUAGUCGAAGAGGUCGGAAGGUGGAAUUGAAUGUGCCUGUAUUCCACGACGACAAGACGCAAUGGCCGUUUCACGAUCCCACAGUGAACUAUCAUAUGCAUAACUGGCCUGAAGACGACGACGUACGAAAUGGUGCUGCUAAAGAGAAUUGUGUAUACAUGGACGCAAUGGCUUUUGGAAUGGGUAGUUGCUGCUUACAGAUCACAUUUCAAGCGAAGAAUAUUAAUGAAGGGAGAGUACUAUACGACCAACUUUCGCCCUUGGGUCCAAUAUUGCUUGCAUUGACUGCAGCUACACCGAUAUACAAAGGUUUCCUCGUGGAUACAGACGUUAGGUGGAACCAGAUCAGCCGUGCUGUCGAUGAUAGAACUCGGGAAGAGCUUGGUGAGGUACCCUUGAAGAACGAUCGAUGGCAGAUUCCUAAGUCUAGAUACGCGUCAAACAGCACAUAUAUCGCCCAAGACUCCCGUUUGAGACCGGAAUAUCUAGACCCCAACCUUGUCAUCGAUCAAAAACUCAAGCAGAGACUGCUCGAUGGAGGUAUGGAUGACAUGCUUGCAACACACUUUGCGCAUCUCUUCAUCAGAGAUCCCCUGGUCAUCUUUGCAGAAGAUCUAAAGGAGCUCGAUGUUAAUGGCUCGAAUCAUUUUGAAAAUCUGCAGUCCACGAAUUGGCAGCACAUGCGUUUCAAACCACCUCCACCUGACAACCCGAAUAUUGGCUGGCGAGUGGAAUUUAGAAGCAUGGAAAUUCAGAUGACAGACUUUGAGAAUGCAGCGUUCAGCAUAUUUAUCGUUCUGCUUUCGAGAGUCAUUCUAUCGUUCGAUCUCAACCUAUACAUACCAAUACCUCGGACAACGGAAAACAUGGAAGUAGCUCAUAGAAGGGAAGCCGUGCUGAACGACAAGUUUUGGUUCAGGAAGAACCCUUUCCCCCGGAAGACUACGCCUUCGCCUUCACCUCCACUACAACCACAGCACCAUGACACAAACCAGACAUCGUCAGAAAAGCCUACAGUAAAUGGCUUUGCAAAUUCCGCAUCUGGUGCCCACUCAUCCGAUCUGCCUCCAGUAGACGACGAAUACUGCCUGAUGACUGUCAAUGAGAUCAUCAACGGUCCAGGGUCAAUGGCAGGGGAUAAAGGCUCUCAGUUUCCGGGACUGAUACCACUGGUACGACAUUAUCUAUCGUCCCUUAAUGUGAGCGUGACUACUCGCUGCCAGCUCGAGCGAUACCUGGACCUCAUAGCUGGUCGAGCAAAUGGUAGCCUCUGGACAAAUUCUAAGUGGAUCAGGCACUUUGUUCGAGAGCAUCCUGAAUAUAAACACGAUAGCGCUGUCAGUGAAAAGGUGACUUAUGAUUUGAUCAAUACUGUGGUGGCAGAUAUUGAACAGAGAGAAGAUUGGUCAAGCAAAAAUGGGGCUGGCUGGGAGAUCUCUCGGAGUCUUGAUCAAGAGCCGGACUGUAUAGCUAUUGUACCUGACCAUCCACAAUAUGUGGUCAUCGGCACGUAUUCUCUGAGUGCUGCAAGUGACACUCCACAGACCAAGAGAGGCUCUCUUCAGAUCCAUACAUACUCUCCGGAUGGCGAUCGAGACGUCGAGCUCGAUCGUCUCGAUUUCGACUUUGGCAUAUAUGACCUCCAAUUUCACCCACUGCAUCAUGAAUGGCUUGGAGCUGCGACUAGCCAUGGCGAGAUUCGAUUCUAUGCCGUCACAUCCCACUACGACGAGGUCACUGAUGAGCUACACAGUUUGAAACUCACAUAUUACUGGCAUGUUCCCAUAGAACCUCAUUCAGAUAAUGGAAACCAGGCAAUAAUCACAUUCUUCCAGUUUCUUGAAACCGAAAUCGGUAGACUUCCCUCACUUGUGACAACUACACAAUUCGGCAAUACUAGACUUGUCAAAGCGCCCAUUGCAGGAGCCACACCUGAUUUGUCGCAGAAUAUUGUCAUUCACAAACAGUCGAUGGAACUUGAGGCCUGGACUACGGUAGCAGUGGUGGACACGAUCACGAAUCAAAUACUCAUACUGUCUGGUGGUGAUGAUAGCCAGCUGAUUAUUUCUUCCAUCGCACUAUCAGGUGGUAGCUAUACUGAAGCUGAUGCUAGGCUCGAUCUCACGAGACUAUCGCCCCAAAAAUUGCUCGCAGAUAGGCGGAACCAUUCAGCCGGUGUCGUGGCCAUUUGUUGGUUGGGGAGGCAUCCUUCACACGCCAUGGGAGAAGGGACAGACGUGCAAGAUACGCCGGCUCAGUCACCUCCAUACCUCUUCCUUACAGGCUCUUACGACGAGCAUCUGCGCCUUUUUCUGCUCCCGUCACCAUCCUUGCAUGAUCAGAAGUCGAGAUUGGAGACUAUUGGCACCAUCCAUCUUGAAGGUGGUGUAUGGCGUAUCAUCCUCCUCGACACCUACACCACUGAAGUUUUGGUGACAAACUACAUUCUGUUGAUAGCAGGACACGCUACUGGAGCUUUUGUCGUGAGAUUAACAUGCAAAAGAGGACUGGACGAUGAUUGGGAAUAUGCAUUCAAGGUCGAGAAGCAGUUUACGGAGCAUGAGAGUUUGGUGUAUGCCGUUGUGGCAAAGAAGGACGAGCUCGUGCAUGGCAAGUGGGACGUGAUUAGUACGAGUUUCUACGACAAGAAGAUCUGCAAUUGGGGCUGGGUAGACGAAGAGAAGGAGUGA